Messenger RNA from Phytophthora sojae, 1026 nucleotides. RefSeq lists its product as hypothetical. The transcript has a single exon. NCBI's taxonomy places the organism in Eukaryota, Oomycota, Peronosporomycetes, Peronosporales, Peronosporaceae. The coding region runs from base 1 to 966 and encodes 321 amino acids. The record is from RefSeq and is a predicted model, not a curated record.
AUGGUGGCCAUCCCGGAGGUGGACUUCUCGAGCCCGGACGCGGCCGAGCAGCUACGCCGCGCCUGCACGGACGUGGGCUUCUUCUACCUGGCGCACCACGGCAUCCCGGCCGCGCUGCUGGCGCAGGUGUACGCCGAGAUGCGGGCGUUCUUCGGCCAGCCGCUCGAGGAGAAGCGCAAGGUGCUGGCCAACGAGCAGAUGCGCGGCUACACGCUCAUGAACGAGGAGACGCUGGACCCGGCCGUGCAGACCCGGGGCGACACCAAGGAGGGCUACUACAUCUGCCGCCACGUGCCGCCAGACAGCGACGAGAUGCGGCUGCCGCUGCACGGGCCCAACGUCUUCCCGGACGCGGCCGCGUUCCCCACCUUCCAGGCCACCAUGGAGACGUACCACGCGGCCAUGUGCGCGCUGGGCUUCCGCGUGGCCCAGCUCUUCGCGGAGGCGGCGGGCCACAAGGGCCGCUUCGACGGCCCGGGCAUGUUCGACAAGCCCAUGGCGGCGCUGCGGCUGCUGCACUACGCGCCCGAGAAGUCGGACGUGGCCCGCGGCGUGUUCGGCGCCGGCGCCCACACGGACUACGGCCUCAUCACGCUGCUGUCCACGGACGCUACGGGCGGCCUGCAGAUCCGCCACGAGGGCCAGUGGGUCGACGUGCCGCCGCGCGCCGAAGCGUUCGUGGUCAACAUCGGCGACAUGGCCGAGCGGUUCACGAACGGCCGCUUCAAGUCCACGCUACACCGCGUGGUCAACACGUCGGGCCAGGAGCGCUACUCGGUGCCCUUCUUCUACGAGCCCAACUUCACGUGCGUGGUCGAGUGCUUCCCGAGCUGCGUGAGCGCCGAGAACCCGGCCAAGUACCCGCCCACGACUAGCGGCCAGCACCUCGUGGACAUGUACAAGCAGACGCACGCGUCGUUCGACGCUGAGGCGGCUGCGGCCAGUGACGAGCAACACAAGCCGUAAUGAGCUCAGAAGGCUGGAAUUGUUGAGAAAUAUGAAUUGACGGGGGGGGGGGGGUUAAAG